This is a messenger RNA of Macrobrachium nipponense, 4321 nucleotides long. Its product is annotated as NAD-dependent protein deacetylase sirtuin-3-like. NCBI's taxonomy places the organism in Eukaryota, Metazoa, Arthropoda, Malacostraca, Decapoda, Palaemonidae. The coding region runs from base 175 to 1446 and encodes 423 amino acids. The transcript is spliced from 6 exons. Gene Ontology annotation, cellular component: nucleus. Gene Ontology annotation, molecular function: NAD+ binding; histone deacetylase activity, NAD-dependent. The record is from RefSeq and is a predicted model, not a curated record.
GUUACUACUACUAUUACUGUGUUUACGAAUGGUGGAAUAGUAGACUGCAAUGUACCACGGCCCAUUAUCUACGUUAUAAAUCACGCAGUGAGGGUCAUAGCUGGUCCUCACAGCUGGUGCACAUCAGGAUUAUUCAUAUUAAAUUGCGCAUAUAUAUCUGAUGUAAUAACAAACAUGUAUUGUCACAGUAAGAUUGCCGUCUUACGUGCUUCGGUUCGACCUAUGCGUCUUCCUACCAGAAAUUACGUCAGUCUAAUCGACAAAGGCUUAAAUUUAUCCUUAGGCAGACACAAUGGAACGUUUUAUAGGCAGUAUAGUAGCAUCCUUAACAAUUCUACAAAGUUACAAAGCAUAAAGUCUCCGUUAACCGACUCGGCUUUCGAAACGACUGGCUUAUCGUGUGAUCAAGUCCGCCUCUUCUCCAGAGGCAUAAACUUGAAUAAUAAAAACCGUAAGAUUGGAAAGUGGUUGCUAUGUUGUUCUGGCGUUCCUCAAAAGCUUCCCCCUACGUCUUACAGUAUUUUAAGGACCGCACAGCAGCAGUAUUCGGGCGUAAUAAACCACCACCCACCGUGGUCAACGGCCUCCAGCCAAGCGAGGUGCUUCUCGACCUCAGAUAGUAGUAGUAGCGAGUCUGAUAAGAUUUAUGAAGAGGUGGCUGACAUGAUCAAGUGUAAUGCAACGAACAUUUUGGUUAUGGCAGGAGCUGGCAUAAGUACUCCCUCAGGAAUUCCAGAUUUUAGAACUCCAGGAACUGGUUUAUAUGACAACCUCCAGAAAUACAAUCUUCCUUAUCCUGAGGCAAUUUUUGACAUUCACUACUUUAUGAUGGACCCCAGGCCUUUUAUUGCUUUGGCACAAGAACUGUAUCCUGGAGUAAAUUACAAGCCUAACAUUGCUCACUACUUUAUACGACUUCUUUUUGAAAACCAAAAAUUACAAAAACUCUACACACAGAAUAUUGAUGGAUUAGAAAGAAUGGCUGGCAUCCCAGAGACAAAACUCAUGGAGGCUCAUGGGACUUUUGCAACAGCUUCUUGCACGCUUUGCAGCAAAAUUUAUCCUGGAGAAAAAGUGAAAGAAGCAAUCCUUAAUGGGGAAGUUCCCUUAUGUUUAGAAACCAAAUGUAAAGGUAAAGUGAAACCAGAUAUUGUUUUCUUUGGUGAGAAUUUGCCCAUGCAGUUUUGGAAUUAUCACACUGAGGUCCACUUCACAGAUCUUCUCCUUGUCAUAGGAACAUCAUUAGAGGUGUAUCCUUUUGCUGGAAUAGCUGAUGCUGUGAGUCGUCAAACACCAAGAGUUCUUAUUAACCGGGAAUUAGUUGGUAGCUUUGGCACACGUGCCAAUGAUUACAUGCUACUUGGAGACCUUACAAGCUCUGUAAAACGACUAGUAAAAAGUAUUGGAUGGGAAAAUGAGCUAAAAGACCUUACAAAAGAUCAUUAGAAAGAUGAGGAGCAUAGCUGUCUACUUUGCUUUUAGCAUCAACUGAGGUAACAAUCCAUAUUGUACUGCAACUUAUCAAAAGAUCUAAAUACAAGAGGGUGUAGUGAUUGAACAGUCUGACAUACUGUAAACUUGUGAAUGAUACACAAACAAAAAGCGAUUAAAAGAAAUAGGCAUAAGCUGACCACUAUUUUGUAUGAUAACAUGAAAAAAUAUUUUGGGCAGUGCUAUUGAGGCUGUACUACUAUAAAUCAGUGUGAGUAAGCUUUUAGUUGCAUUUGAUAACUUGCAUUUAUUUAUGAAGCAUUAUCCGCUGAAAAAACAAAUGAAGAUUAGCAUACCAUUCUUACUAUUGUCAUAGUAGAACUGUGAUAAUGGUAAGAUUGGUUCCUAGUUUAUUAGAAUGACAAGAUUACUGAGUGAUAUUUUAGACUCGCAAUAAAGUUCAGUUAACAGUUAAUGAAUGAUACAAAUGUAAGGAAGAAAUUAUUAAGAUACAAGAAUUGUAUUAGGGUAGUAAUACAUUGCAUCUUUGCUUGAACUUUUAAAGUUCCAAAUUGCACGACAUCCUCAGGGAGACUGUUCCAUAGUCCAGCGGUGUGAGGAAUACAGGACCUCUGGAGCUGAGAACUUUGACAGCAAGAUAUUUUUACUGCAUAUUGGUGCUGCUGUUCAGCUAAUCUGGUUGCUCUCGACAGGAAAGGGAGAUCAGGGAUCAAUUGUGAAUGUGAAAGAUCUCUUUUAAAAUACAACUUAUGAAAAAUUGACAAACAAGAGACCAUCCGUCGAUGGUCCAAGUCAUAACUACUACUGUUAGGAAACAGAAACUUACCAACACAAACUACUUUAUCUAAAAGAGAUAAAUCUCUGGCAGAAGCUGCCAUCCACUCCAGAGAACAGUAUUUUUAGUAAAAUAUGGGCAGAUGACUUAAAACAUUUUGCAUUGAAUGUAUGACUUGCAAAUACAUGAGGCCUUAAUAAAGUACCCAAAUUUCAUGCAGGAUUUGCUGACACUUUCAUUAGAUGUUUUUCAAAAGUAAGAUGUGAGUCCAAAGUUACGCCUAGAAUAGUUAAAGCUUCAGACUCAUGCAGCAGUCAUAUCCACUUGAAGGGGAGGAUGGGGUGGAAAAUCUGUAUGAGAUCUGCUAAUCAAUAGUGCUUUCAUUUUACUGGAGUUCAACCUCUUAUCCCACCAACUACACCAUUCACUAAUCUGGUCCAUGUCAUGACUAACAGCUCUAUUUUUCACUUGUUGACUUUUUGUAUCAUAUGACUUAAAUUGCAAAGGCAUCACAAAACCUGUCCUGUUUGGAGAGAUAGAGUGCCAUUGAGGGAGCCAAUCCUUGUUACGAGCUUAAAGACACUUGCCAGCAUGAAAAGGAAGGGUGGUAUGCUUUGGGUUUAAUUUUCUUCUUCUAAAACAGAGAAAUCUAUGCCUUUUUCAUGCUUGGCUAGACCUGUAAAAGUUAAUUGGUUAAACUACUCAAUAGCAAUAUUGAUUUUAGGCUGGCUCACUUGUGUUCAUCUUACAAGUGAGGUAGCACACAACACAGGAGUUAAAAUUACUGAUGGCAGAAGUUCUGUAUUUGCGUUGAAGUGAUUUCAGACAAAUCUUUCAGACUGUUGAGGGGGAGCAACAAUGAUCGAGGAGGUACAGUACAUCACAAACCCACUAAUUGUGUGGGAGGUUUUUAGAUUCUGACCAGCUUACUGUUGAACUUUCAUUAACCAGCUCAUGGUUAUUGGUUUGUUCUUAAGAACCAGGCAUUAGGGCCUUAGUAAAUAUAAACAGUUGAUGUUGACUCACUCAGGUUAAUUUAGAAUUCUGCAGUCUGAUGUAAGACUCCCCUAAAGUUUAUAUGAGUUGAAUAUGUAAGACUGAUUCUACAAGUUAAAAGGAUUUUUUAAAUGGCUUUUGUUGGGAUUUACUAUAUUCUGUUAGUUUGGAUACUUUCAAUGAAAAACAUUACAGUAUUGUUGUUUUCUGCCUCGCUUUCUACUCAGAGGUAAUUGAAUAACAAACUCUACUUCCAUGCCAGUUAAAAAGUUACUGUCAUAACUUUGGCAUUUAACCACAUUGGUAAGCAUAUGGUGCAAUUAAAAUUAAAUUGUACAGUACGUAUUAAUAAUUGUUAAUGUAUUUUUAUAUAUUGUACAUUUUAAAUUAAUACUUGUGCAUUUUUCUGUCAAAUAACCCUAGUUGUGACAGUGAAGAUGAAAAUUUGUUUUGGUGUGUAUUCACAGUUGUCUUUAGUCACAACUUCCCACCCACAUAAAGAGAGAUUUAGUGUGGUAAGAGGGAAAUGUGUUAUAGACAUUUACCAUCCUUAUUAGAUAAUUACAUGUAUGGCUCUAAGAAGUUAAUUGUGUUUGUUUCAAAUUUCCUUAUCAUUUUUCAAUUAUUCCCACCAUAUAUAGAUACAAUAAAUUUAUUGAUUUUUAUCCAUAUUUGAUUUAGUGGUGUAUCCAAAAAUUUUUACACAUUUUCUAAGAUCAUACUAGAGCAUUUUGGUUGGAAAAAACAAUUUUCUACUUUUUGCUAUCCAAAACCCAAUGGUAUUUUUUCACUCACUUCAUUGUCUAUUGGUCGUGAGUGUUCACAGCUUCCCUUCUCAUACUUUUCAUCUAAGUAGUUCAGCUGAGUCUUCCAACUUUCCUAGAGCCCAUGGGCCCCAAUUGACUCAGUCACAGUACCACUGUUCUCUCAAGGUUUGCUUUAACAUGUCUAAACAAUCUCCGUCUCCCUUGUGUUAUUGUUUUCUCUACAUAUGGAACUUAAGUCAUUUCAAUUAUGGUACCAUUUCGUACUUUAUCCUGCCAUCUGACUCCAAGUAUUCAUCUUGGAGCUUUGCUUUCAAAUAAAAAGAAUAUUUUA